GUUUUGUUGUACAAAACUAUGAUCACAUUGAAUUAUUAUUAUUUUGUUUCAGAUCUUCUAACCCUUUCAAUAUGUCUGACCAUGAAUCUGAAUACGAAUCUGAGGUGGAAGAAGUAGAAGAAAUUGAAGAAGAGGAGGAACAAGAAGUCGUUCAGGAGGAAGCUGAACCCGAACCCGAAAAAGUCGAGGAAACAAAACCAGAAGAGAAAAAUGACAAACCAGCGCCACCAAAAUUUUCCAUGCCUGUCAUGGCACCUCCAAAAAUUCCGGAAGGAGAAGUUCUCGAUCUCGAGGAUAUCCAACGUAAAAGAAUGGACAAAGAUCUUAGCGAGCUUCAGGGACUCAUCCAAGCCCACUUUGAAACGAGAAAGAAGGAUGAAGAAGAUAUUGAACAACUACGAGUUAGAAUUGAAAAACGAAAAGCCAAGCGUGAGGAACAAAUGAGAAUUCGUCAAGAACGAGAGAAAGAAAGAAUGGCUCGCGAAAAGGAAGAAAGAAAGAGAAAGGAAGAAGAAGAAGAACAAAAAAAGGAAGAAGAAGAAGCUCGCAAAAAGGCAGCAAUAGCAAACAUGUCUCUUCACUACGGUGGAUACUUGGCAAGAGCCGAAAAGAACAAACCAAACAAGAGACAGACAGAUCGUGAAAAGAAGAAGAAGAUAUUGGCUGACCGAAGAAAACCACUGAACAUCGAUCAUUUGAACAGCGAUAAACUUCAAGAAAAAGCACAAGAGUUGUGGGACUGGCUAUUCAAAUUAGAAGAAGAAAAAUACGAUUUUGAACAAAGAAUUGACCGACAAAAAUAUGACAUAAACCAACUUCGUCAACGAGUGAACGAAUACAUGGGAAAAUUUUCGAAAAACAAGAGACAAGCAGGAGGAAAAAUGAACAUCGGACCAAGAGGAGGAGUUGCCGCCAAAUCCGGAGUUUUCAAAUAGAAUAUACAACGUUAUUAUUGACAUUUUAACUGGAUUUUAAUAUCUUAUCUACUCUGACUAAGCAUAUAAUAUGAAUGAUCUGUGUACUAGAAUACAUUCAUAGACCAUGUUUGAUCGUCUAUGUUUUGGUAAUGAAUUCGCGAGUAUUGCUAUUUGUUUUAUUAACCUUCAUUUAUAGCAAAAUUUGGUAACGCAUGUUUUAUUAUUCGUUUGUUUAUAUACAACUAAUUUUCAGUCAAUGAAUUAACAUUUCCAUUGGGUAUUUUAUACCGUAAAAUAAACAUUGUUGAAACAUAUAAA
This is a messenger RNA of Styela clava, 1235 nucleotides long. RefSeq names its product troponin T, fast skeletal muscle isoforms-like. Lineage: Eukaryota; Metazoa; Chordata; Ascidiacea; Stolidobranchia; Styelidae. Gene Ontology annotation, cellular component: troponin complex. Gene Ontology annotation, biological process: muscle contraction; sarcomere organization; regulation of muscle contraction. Gene Ontology annotation, molecular function: tropomyosin binding. The record is from RefSeq and is a predicted model, not a curated record.